Pseudophryne corroboree (corroboree frog) is the source of this 5690-nucleotide messenger RNA. RefSeq names its product cytochrome P450 26C1-like. Gene Ontology annotation, molecular function: heme binding; oxidoreductase activity, acting on paired donors, with incorporation or reduction of molecular oxygen; iron ion binding. The transcript has 8 exons. Lineage: Eukaryota; Metazoa; Chordata; Amphibia; Anura; Myobatrachidae. The record is from RefSeq and is a predicted model, not a curated record. Gene Ontology annotation, biological process: sterol metabolic process. Bases 548 to 2359 code for a protein of 603 amino acids.
GCGUGGUUCCUUCUGCAAAGUGUACAGAGACCUAUAAUCAGCACAUUUCUUUCCUGCAAUCUUUAUUGUUUCUGCAAAAAGUAAAAAAGAACUGUCACCUCACCCCCAGCACAUUCCUGCAGUCAAUACCAUCACCUCCAAUUUGCCCAAUCCUAGCACUUUCCCCAGCUGCUUAGCUAUGCAGAAAACACGUCACAUAUGAAGGCGGACCAUAUAUUAAGCCAAUAUGUAUAUAAAUCUAGCUAGGAGGACGGCUAAGCCCUGUGCCUUGAAGUUAUGGGUUAGAACCCUUCAAGACAUCUAUCACUUGACUGAAGACUGUUUCUGAGCAGAACUGAGCUGAGGAUAUCUUCAUGGAUUAAUCAAAGUGUUAAGCAUCUUGCAGAACAGUAACGCCUCCCAGUGCCAAUUAAACCAUUUCCAGCACAGUGACAGAGGCUGAGGCUCCAGAGCUACUGUAGUCACUGUGGGGUUGGAAGUGACAAUAAUUCCACUACAUCCAGGAGAUCUGCAUCCGACUGAAGCCUUGCACCCACUGGGGGAGAAGAUGUUCCUCUCUACAGACCUCAAUUACUUCUCAUUCUUUGAGGCGGCUGUUACCUCAGUCCUCUCCUUGGUCCUUCUCCUGGCAGCGUCUCACCAGUUAUGGUCGCUGAGAUGGCACAGUACCAGAGACCGGGCCAGCAGCUUACCUCUCCCCAAAGGCUCUAUGGGCUGGCCAUUUUUGGGGGAGACUCUGCAUUGGCUUGUCCAGGGUUCAGAUUUCCAUAGCUCCAGACGGGAAAAGUAUGGAAACAUUUUCAAGACUCAUCUGCUGGGGAAACCACUGAUCCGGGUGACUGGGGCAGAGAACGUCCGGAAGAUCCUGCUAGGGGAGCACCACCUAGUGAGUGCCCAGUGGCCUCAGAGCACCCAGAUCAUCCUGGGCUCCAACACCCUGGUCACCUCUAUUGGGGAGCUUCAUAGGCACAAGAGGAAAGUCAUGGCCAAGGUGUUCAGCCACCCGGCGCUGGAGGGCUACAUCCCCCGCAUCCAGGAGGCUGUGCGCCGGGAGCUGCACGGCUGGUGCAGGGAGAGCGGCUCCAUCUCCAUGUUCUCCUCGGCCAAAGCCCUGACUUUCCGCAUUGCCGCCCGCGUCCUGCUGGGGCUCAGCCUGGGGGAGAAGCAGUUCAAGGAGCUGUCCCGGGUGUUCGAGCAGCUGGUGGAGAAUCUCUUCUCUCUGCCCCUGGACAUCCCCUUCAGCGGUCUCCGCAAGGGUAUUAAAGCACGGGACACUUUGCACAAGUAUAUGGAAGACGCUAUUAGGGAUAAAAUCACAAAGAGAAAUCCUGAAGUAUGUGAAGAUGCUCUGGACUACCUGAUAGACAGCUCCAAGGAGAAUGGCAAAGAGCUGAACAUGGAUGAGCUAAAGGAAUCGGCUAUUGAGCUUAUGUUUGCUGCCUUCUUCACCACUGCGAGUGCCAGCACCUCCCUCAUACUUCUCUUACUCAAGCAUCCAUCUGCCAUACACAAGCUCAAGCAGGAACUGGCAUCACAUGGGUUAAACAAGCAGUGCCAGUGUCUCCAUUCAGAUAACCCAAAUAACAACAGAUUGGAUGAGCAAUGUGUGACUGCAGGUUGCCACUCAUCUCUCCUGGGCCCUGAGGGGCAUGUGACAAAGAUAUGGGAGCAGACAAAACGCAUGUUAGCAGAUAGAAACGCGAGAGAACAGAUUUUUCCUCUGGAAAGAAGAUGCCAUGAUGGUAUGAACUGGGAGCACCAGUGUAAUGGUGCAUUGUACAAGCAGGAUACAGCACUUUACCACCUGGGUACUACCACGUUACCAGAAGAAACUCAUGGACUAAAGUCUGAGUGCACCUGCCAGAUGAACAUGACUUUGGAGAAAUUGAAAGGACUUCACUAUCUGGACUGUGUAGUGAAGGAGGUACUCCGACUGCUCCCACCAGUCUCUGGGGGUUACAGAACUGCUCUUCAGACCUUUGAACUAGAUGGUUACCAGAUCCCCAAAGGCUGGAGCGUUAUGUACAGCAUCAGGGACACCCAUGAAACCGCAGCCAUUUACCAGAAUUCCGAAUCCUUCGACCCAGAUCGGUUCAGUGUGGAAAGAGAUGAAGGGAAAGCUAGCAGAUUCAAUUAUAUUCCAUUCGGAGGUGGGGUCCGAAGCUGUAUUGGCAAAGAAUUGGCACAAGUCAUACUCAAGAUUCUUACCAUAGAGCUUGUUAGUACUGCCAAGUGGGAGCUGGCCACCCCAAGUUUCCCCAAAAUGCAGACUGUCCCCAUUGUGCACCCCGUAGAUGGACUCCAGCUCUUCUUCCGAUUUUUUAAUUCUAAUGACAGUGACACAGGGUCAAAGAAAUGAUGAUUUCUAUAUCCUUGCUGAAGAACCCUCACCGCUUCUAACACUUAUUUUUUUAUUAUUUAAUUCAGGAUUCCCGAAAGGGUGUCUGUACUAUCUGUAAUGUAGGUAAAAAGAGAUUAUAUUAUUUAUAAUGUAAUAUUUAUAUGUCAAUUAGUUAUUUAAAAAAAAAAAAAGAUGUGGGUGAUAAAUUAUAAAACACAAAAAAAUUGAGAUUUAAUGAUGUGCAUUUUGUUUUGGAGGCAGUUCCAUAAUAUACACUAAUUAUAUUAGACAGUAUUAAUCUUUGUAAUGACAAUUCUGAAAUCUGUAAUAUCUGCCUUAAACAAAUUCAUUUCUAAUGUCAACCUUUGCAGUCGUUCAGUUAAAAUCUGGCAGGGAGAGUGUGACAGUAGUGACAGUUGGGUGCUAUGUACUAAAAGGUAUCCGGAUGAUAGAUCGACAAUGUAUUGGUCAACAGCUAAUAUGUCGCUACAUAUGGUCGACAUGCAUUAGGCUGACAUUUAUAAAGGUCGACAGGUUCAAAAGGUCAACUUGACAAUGACUGACACACAAAUGGUCGACCCAUAACCUAUGGUGAGUGAAGCGAGCCACCUUGCCCGAACAAUGGCGAGCGUCUACGUUUGUACUGAUGGUUUUUACAUGAAAUAUACAAGAUUUGGACGAGAAAACAUGUGUUGACCAUUUUUGCGUUGACCGUUGUCGUGUUAAUUUUGACCCCAUCAACCUUAUGUAUCUGUCGACUUUAACCUUUGUUGACCUUUCAUAUGUUGAGUUUUUGUACCUGGUGACCAAAUCCAUGUCGACCAUUUGGUGCCAACCUUUUGACUGUCGACCAUAUCACUGUCGAUCUGUUAUACCACACCCGCACUAAGAAGAGGUAUCUUGUCAGUACACAAGCUAUGUGCCAGCUGCAGUAUUCACAGAGAUAAUCCUGAGUGAUUGUUGUACAGCAAUUUCCUCCUGCUUCCAGUCGCUGAUGAACACUGAUAGGCAAUUCAAAAACAAAACAGGGGCCUCAUUCAGAGAUAAACACCAACCUGAUUUUUCUGCAGUUGAGCGAUUAUUGGCUUACUGUGCGUGCGUCUAAAGGUGCCCAUACACCUAAAGAUUUAUCUUCCAAUCCGGCUGGUUGGAACGAAAAUCUGGUAAUAUAUUGGAGCUAAUGACAGUUGACCAUUUGAAAUGGUCGUCAUUUGCUCCCAUCCAUGUCAUUUGUGCCCAUCCAUUACCAGAUUUUCGUUCCAACCAGCCAAAUUGGAAGAAAAAUCUUUAGGUGUAUGGGCACCUUAAGUCACGUGCGGCUGCAGCAUUUGCAUAUUUUUGCAGUCACUGCGUACAUAUUGGCAGCUGCGGCACAUUACUGUACAUCGCUGAAUCAGGCCCAGAAAUCGGUGAUAAAUUGCUGUGAACACACUCAGUGCACCAGGUAACAGUCACAUACCACAGCUGUACUUUAUCGCAGAACAUUAAAAGCUGGGGAAAGUCGUUCUUGAUGGCAAAUAGAGGAGAGUAAAAUCCCAUUGUGAAAUCCUCUAAUUAAACACAUUAUAUAUUCAUGGGAAGAUAUCUGCAGAGAUUUUACAGGCUGAAUUUUAAAACCAAUAUGUCUGUAGAAAAAUCUCCAGUGUGACGCUGACCCAAAGCGUGAUCCAAAACCACCUGGGCUGGAUGAUAUCCCACAUAUGCAUGCGUAACACAGUGUACAUUGGAUGUGCUGGCAGAGUGGGGACAGGGUAUGUUAGGAUGUACAGUAACAGAGCUGUUCAUGGGAAUAAAUAUAUUUAAUGGAUAUACGGAAUGCAAUGAUCCCACAAGCUUCCCUGGUGGCAACACAUGGAAACAAUAUCUAUACAAUAAAAAGACACUCGUACUAAAAUUUUAUACUGGAAUGUAAUGCGGGAAUUUGCAUGGGCAUCUAGAAUGAUAUGCAAUGGCACAGCAUAUAGAGUGCCACUUGGCAUUGGGUGACUUGCAUGCCACCACAAUAGGUAGAAAAUGUAUACGUGUUGGCAUGUUCUCUGAACCCCGGGCACAAGAUGUAUAUCUUCUGCACAAACCUACACAUCACACUGCCCUGUGGGAAGGAGCUAGAACCAGUGCUGGUGCCAUGUACAGUAUUACCUAUCAUUUCAUCAGUAGGUCUGUUCUAGAGGGGAGAUUCCGGGCACUUGUAAUCACCGCUUUGCAUUUGCCUGCCAUGUUUUCCAGAUUCACCAUAAAUGCAACAAGUUCUACUUGUUUCCUUUUUUGCUUUACUAAAUAGGGAUUGAUCUAUUAAUGUCUGCAGUUUGUCCACAUCUGCUAUUGGGUCACACACGCUGCCAGGGAGGGAUCUGGUAAUACAGACAAUUAUGUAGAUACUUCGCUAAACAUAGAUUUCUCCUGCUACAACCUUAGAUAAGAUACUAUAAAGAUGCCUUAGUCAUGCAGAACUGUACCUGCAUGUUUUUAUCUUCAUAAAUAGGCCCCAUAGUGCCUUGUUCACUGUGUACAGAGCCGUUUUCCCGUUGUGCUACUCAUGGACAGAGCAGUAGAGAGAUGUGUAACGGAACCUGGCCCGGAAUCAGUGUAGUGCAAUCUGUCAGCUCCAGUCUGAAGCUGUCAGUCAUUAUGCUUGUUCCCGUGUCAUCUUUGCCAACAUGUGUCACGUCUGCUGCUGAGUGAGCUGGAAACAGAAUGCCCAUGAGAGUAUAGCACAUUAGGAGGCUUGGUGACCCGGUGGACACAGGGUUGGCAAAUGCAUUGUGGGGAGAUGUCAGAAAGCCCAAUGGGAAGGUUCUCACAGGCUGUUUGCUCUUAAUACAUAUGGGCAGUUGUCUAAGAAAAUUCUCUAAUAACAUAUUUUAGUUGUCGGAUUGUCUAUUUUUUUAAGUCUAUGCAAAAUGAUGAACAGCUAUAACAGAUAAAAGAGAUUUAUAUAAAAUGGUGCUGUAGUAUAUAUUGCGGCGGAGAGAUUUAUUUAUUUCUAGGUUAUCAGCUAGGAGAUGUGAAACAGACUUUAACUAAAAUAUGGUAGCAUAUAGUAAGCACUGAACAAAUUAAUUCUGUGAGUAUAUAGCGUUGUUCUGACAUUCCUGACUGUAUGAAAGAUAUUAGAUAAAUGUUCUGCUACUUUUUCAGCCUUGUGAAAUAUUCCUGAAAGACUCCACACCGGAGUGUGCACUGCAAAGCUCCUUAAAUAGGACACAGCAUUUAAUUGUUAAAAGAUCAAACCCUUUUAUUUCUACCAUUUCUGUAACAUUCACUGGUGGCAGCUACUAAUCUGGUGCAUCCUAAACCAGCUAGUAAUUACCUAACCGUGUACAAUACAACCUGUUAUUUUUAUAUUAAA